Prorocentrum cordatum is the source of this 1854-nucleotide messenger RNA. The record is from the annotation of a GenBank genome assembly. Lineage: Eukaryota; Dinophyceae; Prorocentrales; Prorocentraceae.
AGCGGCCCUAUCGGACCAGGGCCAGGCCCCGAGGCCUCCCCCCGUCGGAGCGGAGCUGCGCCACCGGCCGAUGCGAGGCGUGCCCUGGGGAGCUGCGGGCACCACAGGCGCCCUUCCAUAAGGCUGCCCGUGGGCAGGCGCCGCACGCCGGGGAACGCCAGCCCGGCCACCACGCGGGGAGGGGCCGAGGCCAGAUGCUGCACGCGCUGCGGGAGAGCUUCGGCGGCCUGGCAGUGUGCCCCCGGGAGCUCUGGCUGGUCUACGUGCUCAAGUUCCUGGAGUCCUAUGGCUACUUCUCCAUAUCCAUGCUGCUGGUGCUGUACCUCAGCGACGAAUUCGGGCUCAGCGACGUGCAGGCGGGCACAGUGUACGGCCUGUACGGCGCCUUCACCGGCCUCGCGAGCUUCAUCAUGGGGUUCGUGGUGGACAGCCUUGGCGUCCGUGUGAGCCUGAUCACGGGUUUCACCAUCCUGACCACUGCGCGAUUCUUGUUGGCGACGGCGAAGAGUCUAGCAGUGGUGAAACUGGUCCUAUUUGUCCUCAUGCCCAUCGGUGGCUCCCUCGGCAUACCAGUGCUGUCAAUGGGGAUAAAACGGUAUACCACGAGCAGGAACCGGGGCUUUGCUUUCGGCAUUUUUUACGUUGUCAUGAACGUCGCUGCUUUGUGCAGCGGAUUGCUCAUUGAUCUGAUGGAGAUACAGUUGAACUCAGGCAUGACGCUCUUCGGGACUUAUUACUCUCCAAGACGGCUGAUUAUCCUUUCUGGUAUGGUGCUUAGCUUCACCGGUGGGCUGACCUCAUUGUUUUUCAGAGAGAUCAAGGUGAGCGAGGACGACGAGGAGGCUCAGGCCAUGGUCGUGAAGUUCGUAACGCCGUGGCAGGUCGCCGCAGAGGUCUCUCAUCUGCCGCAGUUCUGGCGCUUCCUUGGAAUAACGGUUAUCUGUAUAAACCUCAAGAUGAUAUUCCGAUAUCUGGACGCCGUGCUGCCCACAUACCUUGUACGAGAGUUUGGUCCUUACACCCCCAAGGGCACCAUCAAUUCGAUCAACCCUGCAAUGAUUAUCUUGCUGGUGCCGCUGGUAUCGGCGUUGACCACCGAGUACCUCCACUUCGACAUGAUCCACCUCGGCGGCUACAUCUCUGGCAUGUCCGCGCUGCCCCUCGCGCUCAGCACCUCGAUUCCGGCCGCCAUCACGUUCGUGGUGGUACUGUCCCUGGGGGAGGCCAUAUGGAGCCCACGCUUCUACGACCUCACGGUCAGUAUGGCUCCAGAGGGCCGCGAGGGUACCUUUGUCGCGCUGGGUGCAGCCCCGCUCUUCUUCGCGAAGUUCCCCGUGGGCCUGAUCUCGGGCCAUCUGCUCGACGCCUACUGCCCCAAGGAGGGCGAGCGCUCGUCGCGCACCAUGUGGCUGAUCAUCUGGGGCAUGACGAUGUGCUCCCCGAUCUUCCUGACGGUGUGCCAGCGGUGUCUGCGCUCCUCCGCCGGCAAGGACGUCUGACCCCAGCGCCGCAUGCUCCGACGCGCGCGUGCCGACGUCUCUGACCCUUGGAGCCCCCCCCGCGCCUCGCCUCCCGAGCCUGCCCCUCGCUGUCUCCGCACCGGCCUUGGGUGCUGGCGAGGGCUCCCAGGAGGGCUCCUCGAAGUUCGCCACGAGGCCUUCGAGGGCGUCCGCCGCACGACAGGUUUGCCUGACGACAUCCUGAUUCGCGCAGGACCGCGUGGGUCGAGUCUGGGUGGUCGCGCUCCGCUCUCCACCGCUCUCCUCCGCUAUCCCCUCCUCGUCCGCUUCCGUCUUGCAGAAAAUCGCAUGCGAUGGCGUCCACCGAGAAGGGAAGCAGCCCCCAAGACAUACG